Struthio camelus australis is the source of this 7928-nucleotide messenger RNA. It is a transcript of the gene ITPRID1, whose product is annotated as ITPR interacting domain containing 1. The record is from RefSeq and is a predicted model, not a curated record. Gene Ontology annotation, molecular function: signaling receptor binding. NCBI's taxonomy places the organism in Eukaryota, Metazoa, Chordata, Aves, Struthioniformes, Struthionidae.
CCAAAAAGAGUUGCCCGCUUGAUGCUUAAAGAACAUUUUUCCAGUGAUGCAUGAGCUAUUAUAGCUACAAAUCUAUCGGCAUGGGCUGUAUCCUGGAAACUGCAAAACCAAGGCUGUGGUACCGAUAUUUCAGUAUUUCAGCAGCUGCUUCCAACAGUGAGGCACAAAGUGGUAAAGCAACGCCAGUGUCUGACAUGAGAGGUGAUUUAAGAAUAGCUGAAUCUCUAAAAUGGGCACAACAGGACUGAAAAGUAGAGUCUGGACGCAUACUGAUUGCUGAGAAACAGCAACUCAAAACUGCAGGGAGGCAACAGCUCCCUAGCCUAUAUGAUAAUAUUUACCAGGACUGCAGCACAUUCUGAGCAUAACUUGCUCGUUCCGGGUGAGACAGGUGAGACUGAGCAAAGAGACAAGCAGCCACAACAUUUGGUAAGAAACACCUGCUGGUCUGCUAUCAGCACAUGAGAUUUCUUGGAAAACGAGUGCGUGAUGCAUGAAUGUUGACAGGAGGUGAAAACAUACAUGGCAACUUAGAGGUAUGCGAUCCAGACAAGAGGGAAUACCGCCACUCAGCCAAAAAUUCAGGAAGCAUAAACUAAACCUGGAUCACAACACAAUGCAAAUCACUGCAUAGCAAAUCAAUGAUUUUAGUCAAGAAGCAUCAUGAAUGAAGUAAAUGCCAUAAAGCAACCUCCCCUAAUGAACUGGAAACUAUGCGUCGGGUGACAACUUACCUAUGGAUAUUAAGUACCAAGAUUAGCUGAAGUCACAGGGCCGCCAUAACAACCAUGAAAGGGCAGUGAUCUGGAUGGGACUCUUCACAACCUGAAGGACACCGUCGCCUUGGAACAGGAAAAAAAACUUUUAUGAAAACAGGGGAAGUCCCGCUACAAGGAAAUGCUUAACAAGCAGCAGGUGGAACAGCGCUAGUGCAAGAAGAAGCUCCGCAGUGCAAGGAUUGAUGGCACAGUUGUAAAUGCAGCAAAAUGAGGUUCAGACAAAAAAAGCCUGAAUUAUUGCUGUUGUCCCUGGAUAUCAGGAGCUUAAUCAGCACAUAUAUAGCUGUGCUGUUACCAUUGAAACAGGCCCCCGGAAGACAUUCCUGACAAACCUCUAGCAACGGCGUGGCUGAGACAUCAGUGCAGGAUUUUGAACUAUGAAGGUGCAACUUAAAAGCACAAUUCCUUUAGGAGACUUUUCUUGACUGCAGUUGUGUUGAACGGCAUGUUGCAGAAGAGUUAAAGAAACAGACGGGUGUGCUGCUGCAGCACUUAUCAGGAAAGAAACAGAAAGUGACAAUGCAAUCAAUCUUUUGAAAGAAGUGAUCAUAUCAAGAUGGUCUGUACAAGAAUGACUUCCCUCUGCUCUGGAGAGAAAAUGCAGCUAAUUGCGGAAAGUGUAGAAAGUUGAGUCCAAAGAAGCUGUGGCCAGAGUCAGAAAAAUUGUCCGUGGCAGACACCUUCAUACAGAACUAUCCAAAAUAUGGUGUGGAAACACGUUCUCCCUGUUGAACGUUAGUGCACCAAUAGUACCGUGCUAACGCAAAACCCACUGGGUUUGCUCCACAUUGCAGGGCUAUCGUCGCAAGGAGCCUUUGAGCAUGUGUGUUGGACCUAGAAGAGUGAGGCAGCAGCUGAUCUAGUCUGGCACAGAGGAAACAACUGUCUGAUGACAAGUGAAGAUGACACGCAUUUUUUGAGGUCACUUAAUUAAGAACAAGGCAGAUAGAUACAUCCAACAAAGUAAACCCAGAAAGCGGAGAAGACAUUUUGCCUGAAGUAUCUUGAAGACUGCAGUGGAUGGGUGUCUGAUGCACAAAGGAGUAAUUGUUUGCAUGCCAUGUAGUCCCAGGGUCAUACCAAGCACUACAGACAGCUAGCCUGGGUUACUGAAGAGGAGCCGGACCAUUUCCUCAGACCACUGAGUAACUGGAAUAUGCCUGAUGAAGUCUUCCCCUCACAGAUAACAGUGAGUUCACAGAACUCCGUUUAUGGAAGAAUUACCCAUUUUAGAGCCAAGUGCUGGAAAACACAGCAAAUCAAUAGAACUUCCAGGCUAGAGGAAGAAGGAGGAAAUACUCCUAUGGCUAAAGACUAAUGUAGAAGAAAACCUCCACUGUAACACAGGAAAAUCCUAUUGAACGGUUUUAGGCUGGUGUGGUAAUUACCCAGGUCAGAUGCAAAGCAUUAGUUAGGAAAUGUAACUAUUCAGGUGAAGCUGCAGAUGCCUGGGAAUUGCUCAUAUUAGUGCAACUGCUUCUCAUCAUGAAAACUCAGGCUGCCAUCUGAAAUAACGAGUGGUAUCGCUAACUGCAAUCACAAAAAAAGCCCACCAAGCAGAGGAAAGAGAGAACACAUUAUAUCCCCAUAAGCACAAUUGUUUGAUGACACUACAGCGUGUAUUCAACCACCCAACUUUAUGUACCUACCAAACGAUAGCCUCAUCUUCCAAAAUAUUGUCUAUAGUGAGUGAACACAGGCUUCUGGGUUGUGACUUCCUCUGGAGGCGCCUGCUUCCCCUUACUGACUGCAGAGAGACCAAGGGAGCCCAGCUGCCUAGCACUAUCAGGAAGCUGCCUCAAGUUUCUUGGCAGGAACUCGGUUAUUUCCCAUGUGCCCAAAGCAUGACUUCCAGCCCUAAAGGACUGGAGCAGACGAUCCAACAGCAUCAAUGCCAAUGAUGCAUGGGAGGAUCCUAAACUGGAACAGGGAAAGUUGCGACAGAUUUUCAGAGCUGUUGAGUGAAGAUGGGAGAGCUGGCUGGAGAGUUUCACCUAUUCAUUUUCUGGCUUCUGAAUGCGUAUGACAGCGUGCUUUGCAGUAUCCACACUGGCACAGCUGAAGAGUUGGUGGCCCUAUGACCAUGGAGAGCACCAGGCGGUGUAAGGAGAGAUGGAGACCUGGCCAUGUCCCCCUUACCAGAGAAAAGCUACUUAUGUGGUGUGGGCAAGCCUGUCACCAGCCAUGGACCACUCGUCUGUACUGUUUUCAGAGUUGAUUUGUGAGAUGGCAUCAGACUCCCAAUGGAUCAGCUAUAGCUUUGAGAAGGCCAAGAGAGGGAUUAUGUUGUCCAGUAAAACAUCAUGGACUUGCCAAGAUGAAGACUCUCCACUGUCCAAUGUGGUAGACCACCCUUUUCCUACAUCACAGCUUGUUUCCUUGUCAGCACCAGAAAUGGUACAGAUGACUGCGCAAAGCUACAGGAGGUGGCUGAAGGGACUGUGCUCCCUAAAGGUUCCCCAAAGAUUCACCAUCUGUCAAAAAUCCCAGCAAGAGUUUUCAGAAAGUCCUGUUAUGUCAAGAUGCAGCAGCCCCAACUCUUCCCAUUCUCUCACCAGUGUACCCCAGAGCAUAACUGAAUGGCUGGCCACUGGGGAAAAGGAUCCAGUUGAGAUUCUUCUUGAUUUGGGGUUUGGUAUAGAAGAACCUGAUGUCUGCACUAAAAUCCCUCCUCGGUUCCUCAGUGGUGCUUCUGUAGCAAAAGGGAUCAACAUCCAAGUCUUUCUGGAGGCUCAGAAGCAGCGCAUGGACAUUGACAGGCCAGAUCUAUACGGGCGUUUUCAACAACUAGAAGUGCUUGAUCGUGUGGCGAGCGCCUUCUCGUCACUGCUGACUGAUGUGAACACCCAACAGGGCCAAGUGCAGGAUGCCAGUGGAGAUGAGACUGGCCUGCUGGAUACUGAGAAGAGCAGACCUGUGGUUACACGAGCAAAGAGGAGAAUAGGUCAGCUCCUGAAAGGGGCUUCUAGGCAGACAGCACUGCUGAAACAGAGCUCACUGGCAUCUGGCGAAGCCAACUCAUCCAGCUGGAAAGGACAACUUCACUCUUGUGCUGAUAUUACUGAGAGUGGAACAAUCCAAAUGGGCUUUACCAGAAGUGUUAUGGUGGGUUGUCUGAUCCUUGAGCAAAUCCUCAGAGACAAAGGUGCAUUCACAAUAUUCCAGUGCCCACAGUCUCCAGCAGAGAAAACUUGGGCUUCAUCACACUUACUUCCAAAACAGCCCCACCUUUCUUCCAAGUGUGAGGUGCUUGCCAAAGACAGGCCAAGAAAGGAGUUGCAUUGGCUUUUGGCCCCCACACUCAAAAAAGUGGCCAGCCAAAACUACAAGCUGCCAGCCUCAUUUGAAUUGGAAGAGAUUCAGAGCUUUGAGGAAGAAACUCUGUGUAGAAAUGCUCCUGACAACACAUCAGCAGAGGUGAUGGUGACAAGAACAAACAGCUGCCAGUCAGACAGCAGUGGGUUUAUGGAGGAGCUGCCAGAACCUUUAGUUUUGCAAAAUGCAUCUCUGUCAGGAAAGAUAAAUCUUAGCUCUGAUAUCCACAACCACCCAACAGCUCUCUCAUAUAGGACAGAGUUUCCUAUGAUAAAUCAGGAUUUUCAACAAAAGUCAGAAGAUUCUGUUGCUAAGGCCUUCAUGACAGAUUGCAAGAAGAUUUUGACAGUGUCUAGAACAAUGAGAGUGUGCAGUGACCAGGGAGAAGAGACUUGUCUUCUACUAACUGCAGAAGAUUGCCAGCAUCAGGCCUGUAACGCUGGGCCACAAAGUUUUGUCCAAGAAAUGUUAGGUGACAUGGACAAGAAAGAAGAGAAAACUGGAAGAAAGCAACCAGAAAAAGAGGAGUGCAUAAAAGAGCAUACUCCUUGUUUUCAGAGUGCUAACCAGGAUAAAGGAGAUCCUAUAUCCGCAAAAUUUGAUAUUCAAUUAUAUUUCAGUUCAGGACAUAAAAAUGCGAAUGCAACCGUCACUGAAUGGAGUGACACAAACCCUGAAACUGCUGGUGAGAGAAAAAUCAGAGUUGAAGAAGAAAGUGAGAGGUGCCUGACUGAAAAGGGUGUUGGAGUUGCACGCCAUGAAAAUGUCCCGGGAGGUCGUAGAGCAUAUGUAAGAGGAGGGUGGUGGAGAAUGGAAGUGGUUGGUAAAGAAGGUGUCCUUCUUGCAGUGAAUCAGGUGUCAAAGAGGCAGAAGUUCUGCAAAAUGGAUGAUGAUUCAAGAAAUACAAGUUGCUCUUUUGAAACAGGGCUCCCAGAAACUCUGUGGCAGGGCCCAGCAGUGCAUAGUGAACACAGUGCUAUUUCAAGCAGUUCUCCUCAAACCCCUCAGAGCCCUCUCUCCUGCCUAGCAGAAGGGUCUGGCUUAAGUUCUUUUAAAGAGAGAGAGACUUGCAGUAUAGGGGAGAUAUUAGGUGCUAAAAAAUCAGUAAAGGAAAGCAGUGUCCAAAACAGUGAGAAGAAUGCUAGUCCUCUGAAACCUGUUACCAUCCAGAUGUCUUCAAGGCUGAAUUUUACUUCAAAAAUGAAGUGUGCAGGGCAAAAUGCUCCUCUCAGUGAUAGCUCUGCUAGGGAUGAGCCUGUAGACUUCUCCGAGGCUUUAGCGCACUGCUGUGAGGGUAGUCAGCUCAGCCGGUGGGGCUGCCGAGCUUCAAAGGAUGGCCUAAAGCAGACCACCGAAGCCUCCAUUCAGACUGACAUCCCUGCUAGGAACAGCAGGCAUCUACCCUUGCUUCCUCCACCCCAUCACUACCUCCUGAAAUCAGCCUCUCUCGACACUGUGCUUUGUGGCAAAUACAGGUCACGAUACUGGGGUGAAGCAUCUGGCACCUGGGGUGCCCAGGGCUGUCACUGCUGCUGCUGCCACUGCUGCUGCCCAAGGACCUUCACUGUAGCCAUUUCUCCCCAGCACCCCAUGAGCUGCUGUUCAAACCAUGCCGCCACUGAGCUGCAGCUUUGGAAAAUGCUGCAGCUCCAACAGGAAACCGCAGUGAGAAAUCUCUCCUCGUGUACCAUCCAUGAAAGAGAAGUGAUGAAGAGCUCCUGCCAGCAGUUCCGGGAGAAGCUGGAUGAGAUUGAGCAGCACCUGACUGAACAGCAGACUCUAUUUUCUAGUGCUAUGCCAGAUGAAGGAAGAGAGGAAAGGAGACACCUGCAACUCUUAAGGAGAGCUAUUCGUCAGGAGGUUGCAGAGCUGGAAUUCCAGCUGAAUGAUCGAGCCUGCCAGGUCAGAGAGGGCAUUCUCACGCAGCUGGACCAAUUACUAGUAGAACAAUCCCAUCUGUUUUCAGAGCUCGGACUCUCUGAUUGGAAGGAAGGAAGAAAUGCCCAGAAUAAACAAGCGUUUCCAGAUGCUGCUGACACUCUGCAUCCUAGAAGUGGGCGCUCAGCAAUGUUACUCCAAAGAGCUCCUAGCAGAGCCACAACAGCAACAGACUCUUACCCUGCUUUACAGCCAGGAACACCCCUAAUGCAGUUUCCUACUAGGACAACACUUGAGCCCAAUUCAGCUGAGUCUGACCCACAGGAGCUCUCCACCAGUAAAAAGGAAAUAAAAGGGCCUCCCCAGCAAAAAAUGGACUUUAAGGUCUUUAUACACAAUGUAAGAGGCUGUUUUAUUCUCACUCCCAAGGUUUGAAGUGGAAGAGAUCACUGACCUGCAAUGCAAUUAUACUAUUAUGUAUCUCACUGCUACAGCCAAGAUCAGGAGCCUUUCCUGCUAGGCAAUGAACAAUGUUCAUCCUAAGGGAUAGAAACUGUGUACCAGGGAGCUUUCAAUCUGCAUAGAAAAAGCAGGCAGAGAUUGCGACUGGACCUGCUUUGAUAUAUCUCAGCAAGUUGGUGGCAAUGGUGCUCCAGGGAGAAAGGCAUAUAAAUACAUGGAUGGUAUCUGCAUGGCUUGCUUGAACUUUGAACACAACUAUUCGAGUAAUUGGUGUAUUCACCUUCUCUCACAAUGUGAAAUUAGUAAUUUAUGGCUUCAAUUUGCAAAGCCAAUUAGCUGAUUCUACAAGGGCAGUAAAGGCAAUGAAAUGGAAGGUUUGUUGUUUUUCUGAAGAAAUUUAAAGUCAGCUUUUCUGAUUGAUCUGAUCCAAAAAUGUAACCAUUAAAAAAAAAAAGCCUUCUGUUCUGUAUAUAAAAUUUGUCUGAAAGACCAUAUUUUAAUGGUCUCUUCCAUCUAAGACUGUGGCCCACCCUUUAAAUGACUGAUCAUUCUCUUAAGUGAACAGUUAGGGUUAAAUUCUGCAUGAACUUCAGGAAAACACCACUGGAGGAAACGCUCUUUAAUGUACUCUCAUUCCAUUUUCCUGAUUUAUGUUGGUAUUAGCAUUGAUACUACCAAGCAGAAUCAGGUUCCUUAGUGCACGUUUCAAAGAAUGAGAACAAUUUCUAGUUAGGAACAAGGAAUUAAAAUCUUUCAGUUCUUGUUUUGUGAUCUUCUGCACACUUUUUUUUUUUCCAAGACUAAUCUUGGUCAUUCUCUCAACAGAAAAAAUAAAUUAUACUUUUUUCCUCUUUCUUUUGCAGUUGAAGAAAUCAUUCUGAAAUUCUUUAGGUAAUGACUCAGCAGAAGGGAGAGACUGAUGGAAGACAGACUGAUGGAUUUUGUUUUUAGUAGCUGUGGCUUUUUCCUGCAAUACCCGGUAUAUUACAGAAACAAAUGAACAAAACAUUGCAUUCGAUAAUGUUCUGAUCACAACAAUAUCAUUUGCAGUGAGAUGACUGUCUGGAAAAGCAGGCAUUUUUAAAAGAUGUUCCAAAGAGAAGGACUAUGUAUUUUGCUAACGCGAGAUUACAAAAUUCCUCUUGGCCAUCACAAUGAUUCUACACAAAGUCAUUUAAAAGAAAAGGGGAGGGGGCUUAUUUUUGUGAAGAAACUUAUGAACUUGCACUCAGCCUAGGAAAUAUCUCUAGAAGGUAUUAACCUUACAGCCACUUAUUUUAACACAGAUCUUCAACCGAUGUUAAUUGUCAAGCCCAAACUGUCUUGUAUAGUUCUAGAUACUUCAGCUUUUAGCUGACUACUGACACCUAAUCUGCCUCUGACUAAUUUUAUGAUGCCUGUAUCUACUGUGAGUACCAAAUCAGAAGCUCACUGACAGUGUAUGAAAUGUUAAAACACACACCACGUUUAGUUAAACAGUAAACUAUGACUGUG